Molecule: messenger RNA, 2497 nt
Organism: Clarias gariepinus (North African catfish)
Lineage: Eukaryota; Metazoa; Chordata; Actinopteri; Siluriformes; Clariidae
Product: protocadherin alpha-2-like
Exons: 3
Coding region: 101-2497 (798 amino acids)
Biological process (GO): homophilic cell-cell adhesion
Cellular component (GO): plasma membrane
Molecular function (GO): calcium ion binding
Source: RefSeq, a predicted model, not a curated record
GCAAGCAUCGCGUCUUUCUCUUUUUUAUAAUAUACAUUUAAUGAAAUAAUUAUUUCGACUUGUUUAUUAUUAGGCUAGUAUUAUCCAAUAGAAGAACGUGAUGGCUAACAGUGCUCGCGCUGCCUGGAUGAAGGCUCUGCUGCUGCUCUGUUUAUGGGAUUUGUGCUCCGCUCAGAUUUCGUACUCCGUUUCAGAGGAGGCCAAGAAGGGAACCGUUGUUGGAAAUCUAGCGAAGGAUCUUAAUCUUAAUGUACAGGAACUGGAGUCGCGCAUGUUUCAGCUUGUGACUGGAUCUAACAGCAAAUAUUUCGAGGUAAAUCGGAAAAGCGGGCUUUUAUUAGUUAAUGACAGAAUAGACCGAGAGGAGCUGUGUGAAAGCAAACAGAAAUGCGUUUUGAAUGUUGAAGCGAUGAUCCACAAUCCUCACAAGCUCUACCGUCUCGAAAUUAAUAUACUAGACAUUAAUGAUAACUCUCCAGUGUUUCCAGAUCAAACAUUUGUUUUGGAAAUUAGUGAGAAUGUGCUACAGGGAGACCGUGUUCCCUUAAAAACCGCACGUGACAUGGACAUUGGUGUUAAUUCAGUAAAAAACUAUAAAAUUAACUCAAAUGAGAAUUUCUCAUUGGAUGUACAAAGCGCUGCACAACAGAAGGUUUCGGCUGAGCUCGUGCUUCAGAAAUCUUUAGACCGGGAGAAAGAAUCGGUGAUCAGGCUCGUACUGACUGCUGUAGACGGCGGGACUCCUCCCAAAUCCGGAACAAUGCAGAUAGUUAUAAAUGUGCUGGAUAUAAAUGACAACAGUCCCAUUUUUAUGAAACCUCUUUACAAAGUCAAGGUUGAUGAAAAUGUCUCUGUAGGAACUAAAAUCCUUUCCGUUUCCGCAUCAGAUGCAGACGAGGGGGUUAACAGUGAAGUGUCAUACUCUAUCGUAAGUGAUGACGGAGAUUUAUUCUUCAUAAAUUCUGUUUCUGGAGAUAUUACAUUGAAAGGUAAUCUUGAUUUUGAAGAACAUCCUGCAUUGGAACUCAUAAUUCAGGCUCAGGACAAAGGACAUUCAUCACGAAAAUCUACAUGUAAAGUGUUAAUUGAAGUAGUGGAUGUGAAUGACAAUGCACCAGAGAUAUCAGUGACUCUGCUCAUGAGCUCCGUAAGCGAGGACAUCAAACCUGGUACAGAUGUUGCAUUAAUCACUGUAUCAGAUAAAGACAGUGGAAAGAAUGGCAAAGUUGAUUGUAAAAUUUCGGCACCGAGUCCUUUUAAAUUACAAUCAUCAUACAAGAACUAUUAUUCUCUUCUUUUAAAUGAACCUCUGGACAGAGAGCAGGUCUCACAAUAUAAUAUUACAGUUCUAGCUAAUGAUGAAGGAACUCCUUCCCUCUCGGGCAGUCAUGUUAUAACAGUACAUGUCUCUGAUGUGAAUGAUAACGCGCCUCUAUUUCCUGCAGCGGUGAUAAACAUUAGCCUGAAAGAGAAUAGUCCAGUUGGAGGCCUGUUGGCAUCACUAACGUCACGUGACUUAGAUAUCGGUGAGAAUGCACUUGUUUCAUAUUCAUUAAUUGAUACAGAGAGCAGCAGAGUGUCAAAUCUGAUGAACAUUAACUCACACACUGGUGAACUGUACAGUCUGAAGUCUUUCGAUUACGAAAACACAAAACGACUUCCGUUCAAAGUUCAAGCCACUGAUUCUGGUGUCCCUCCACUAAGUAGUAACGCAACUAUAAAUGUUUUUAUCCUGGAUGAGAAUGACAACAGUCCAGUUUUUCUUCCUCCUUACUCCGAACCUGGAUCAGUAAACACUGAGAACAUUCCCUACUCUGCUGAAGCGGGCUAUUUUGUGGCUAAAGUCAGAGCUGUAGACGCUGAUUCAGGUUAUAAUGCUCUAUUAUCUUAUCAUAUAACUGAACCAAAGGGAACGAAUCUCUUCCGAAUCGGAACCAGUACAGGAGAAAUAAGGACUAAAAGACGAAUGAGUGAUAGUGACUUAAAAACUCACCCUCUUAUCAUCACUGUCUCGGAUAAUGGAGAACCUUCACUGUCAACAACAAUGAGUAUUGAAGUUGUAGUUGUGGAAAAUCUGGACAACCUGCAGCCUUCACUAAGACAAGUGCCAGUAAAGGAGGAUAAUUCUUCUAAUCUGAAUCUCUAUUUACUCAUCGCUAUUGUCUCAGUGUCAGUGAUCUUUUUAUUAAGCCUCAUCGCUUUAAUAGCAGCAAAAUGCUACGGGACAGAGGGCGGUUUCAGCAGGUCCAGCGUUCCAGUGGUCACUACACACCCUGACGGAAGCUGGUCUUACUCUAAAUCCACUCAGCAGUAUGAUGUGUGUUUUAGCUCAGACACACUGAAGAGUGACGUAGUGGUUUUUCCCUCGCCAUUUCCACCUGCAGAUGCAGAGCUGAUCAGCAUUAAUGAAGGAGACACUUUUACUCGAACUCAGACUCUUCCCAGCACAGGGAAGGUAAGACGAUUUAUUAUUCUAAAUUAUUUGUUGAAGAGCUAG